This is a messenger RNA of Sebastes umbrosus (honeycomb rockfish), 2725 nucleotides long. It is a transcript of the gene slc1a8b, whose product is annotated as solute carrier family 1 member 8b. The record is from RefSeq and is a predicted model, not a curated record. Gene Ontology annotation, molecular function: L-glutamate transmembrane transporter activity; glutamate:sodium symporter activity; neutral L-amino acid transmembrane transporter activity. The coding region runs from base 867 to 2549 and encodes 560 amino acids. Gene Ontology annotation, cellular component: plasma membrane. Gene Ontology annotation, biological process: L-glutamate transmembrane transport. The transcript is spliced from 11 exons. NCBI's taxonomy places the organism in Eukaryota, Metazoa, Chordata, Actinopteri, Perciformes, Sebastidae.
GAGUUUACAAAGUGCUUUGACAGGAUACAAGGCAAUAUGACAACAGAAAGCCAAACAAAAGCAAGACAAAACUAAGCUAAUAAGGUUCGUCUUGUGAGUAUAUCAGUGUCAUCUAAUUAGUUAAUGAACCCCAAAUCUGACUGAUUGGAGCAUGUAGAACAUACAUACAUACAUACAUUAUCUGUAACCGCUUAUCCUAUUCAGACAUGGGGCAAAGGCGGGGUACACCCUGGUCAGGUCGCCAGACUAUCACAGGGCUGACACUUAGAGACAGACAACCAAUCACGCUGACAUUCACACCUAUUUAGAGUCAACAAUUAACAAUUAAUGAAUGUCUUUGGACUGUGGGAGGAAACCGGAGAACCCGGAGAAAAACGCUAACACGGGGAGAACAUGCAAACUCCACACAGAAGGGCCUCAAGCGACCCUGUGACCCCACGACCCUCUUGCUGUGAGGCGACACUGCUAGAACAUAACAUAUCCAACAAAAUGCAAGUCACAGAGGUCAAUGAGCCAAGUUUCAUGAGGGGGAUGACUUAGAGGCGGGUUGUAAUAACUCAUAAUGAGCUAUGAACGGUGGAGCUAAUCGGUGCUGAGCCUCUUUGAUAAGCCUGAGUGGCUGCGGGGAAGCCACUGGGAUAGGGAUAAUCCUUUUAGGCAACAGGAAUCAGUUGGUCAACACUUGCUCUCUCAGUCUGGGUGAGCUCCUCAGUGUGAGACAGGACCCAUAAUUUGAUCAGAAAUCACUAGCUGUCCUCCGCCUCAGAUCCUGUGGGGUACAUACUGAUCUACCUCACUCACUCAGCAGAUUCGGAUACCUCAGGGGGGAGGGGGAGGUCUGCUGGGAUACGGACCGAGCCUGAGUCAUGAUGGAAUGGUUGAAAAAGGUGAUGAAGAAUAUGGUGUCAUUGAAAUCCAGGGUGUACGUGAAGGACUACUUGAAGAGGAACGGCCUGCUGACGCUCUCGGUCUUUGCUGUAGUGACGGGCUGUGUGCUCGGAUUUCUCCUCAGGACGUUCAACCUGUCCACACAGGCUAAGAUCUACUUCUCCUUCCCCGGAGAACUGCUGAUGAGGAUGUUAAAGAUGUUGAUUCUGCCGCUCAUCACCUCCAGUCUUAUGUCCGGCCUGUCAGCCAUGGACACGAAGGCAAGCGGUCGGCUGGGAGUACUGACCAUCACCUACUACCUGUGGACGACCUUCAUCGCUGUCAUCGUCGGCAUCGUGCUGGUGCUCAUCAUUCACCCAGGGACGGGCUCAGAGAAGGACGGCCACCAUUCAAGUUCAGGGCCUGUUAUGACCUCCGCUGACGCUCUGCUGGACCUCAUCAGGAACAUGAUCCCGUCAAAUCUAAUUGAAGCAACUUUUCAGCAGUACCGAACGGACCUGGUACCUAUUGUACAGAACGCUGAUGCGAAAGAAUCUCAGGCUAACUAUGUGUACGUCAUGCCCGACUACCACAACCCUCAACUGGGCCACCCAGUCUUCCUGGAGAUCACCCCGGCCCCCGACAUCAAGUAUAAAAUCGUCCCCAGUACCAGCAAGGGCAUGAACGUACUGGGGAUCGUCAUCUUCUCGGCCACCAUGGGUCUGCUGCUGGGGAAGAUGGGAGAACGUGGAGCGCCGUUGGUCAACGUGUGUCAGUGCAUCAACGAGUGCGUCAUGAAGAUUAUUAACGCUGCUAUGUGGUACUUCCCCUUCGGCAUUGUGUUCCUUGUGGCAGGGAAGAUCCUGGAUAUGCACGACCCGGCCCACCUGGGAGAGAAGCUGGGCAUGUACUUCAUCACGGUCCUGUCUGGUUUGUUUGUGCACGGCCUCAUCCUGCUGCCGUUCUUCUACUACUUCUUCACUCGCAAAAACCCCUUCACCUACAUCAGAGGACUGCUGCAGGCUCUUGUCAUUGCACUGGCCACGUCAUCCAGCUCAGCCACAUUGCCCAUCACCAUGAAGUGUCUCCUGGAGAACUGUGGCGUGGACCGGCAGAUCGCUCGUUUCGUGUUGCCCGUGGGAGCUACCAUCAACAUGGAUGGGACAGCCCUGUACGAGGCAGUGGCGGCUAUCUUUAUCGCUCAGGUCAAUGAGUACGACUUGGACUUUGGCCAGCUGGUCACUAUUAGUAUAACGGCAACAGCAGCCAGCAUUGGGGCAGCUGGGAUACCUCAAGCCGGUCUGGUUACCAUGGUGAUUGUCCUGACCUCUGUGGGGUUGCCGCCUGCUGACAUCUCUCUGAUUGUGGCCAUCGAUUGGGUUCUCGAUCGGUUCCGGACGAUGAUCAAUGUUCUUGGUGAUGCCUUAGCUGCUGGGAUUAUGGCUCAUUUAUGUCGGAAGGACUUUGAGACGGAAGCCCCUGCUGCUGCAACCCCUACCCCUACGGAAACCACUUACGGAGCUUGCCCCAGCCGGAGAGACACAGUAAUCUCCUUCGGCAAUCAGAGCGUGGCGAUGUCUGAUACCCCUCUGAUCACACACCGCUGCGAUUAUGUGUUUGAGGUGGAUGGAGAAAACGUGCUGGAGAGACCUGUGGGCAACUACAACCUCUGCCACGUCUGAGACACUUUCACAGGAUGGGAAACUGCCUUCUACAGCACAUAAGAUUCACCUCUUUGGAUCAAAGAGACCAUCAUCUGACUGAGGCCCAAAAAAAUCCAGUUAAUAUUAGGUUUCUGUUCUAAAUGAGACCAAAGUUUGAGUAUAUUGUGGUGUCAGGGUUUAGCGGCUUCAAUAGA